Messenger RNA from Melozone crissalis (California towhee), 2424 nucleotides. RefSeq names its product solute carrier family 7 member 3 (gene SLC7A3). Gene Ontology annotation, cellular component: plasma membrane. Bases 250 to 2157 code for a protein of 635 amino acids. NCBI's taxonomy places the organism in Eukaryota, Metazoa, Chordata, Aves, Passeriformes, Passerellidae. The record is from RefSeq and is a predicted model, not a curated record. Gene Ontology annotation, molecular function: amino acid transmembrane transporter activity. The transcript has 12 exons. Gene Ontology annotation, biological process: transmembrane transport; amino acid transport.
CCGCGGCAGCGCAGAGCCUGACUGGCAUUUCUGGGGACGCAGAUGCCCCCGCGGGGGCUGAGGCGGUGGUCCCGAGCUAACAGCUCCCCACACCUUCGCCAAGUCAGGCGGGAUGCGAUAGUCGGUGCCGGGCUACGGUAGGCGCCGGGAUGCAGCGGGAGGCUCCUGCUGCCGCCUCACCCAUGCGGAUCUCGAGUCCGGCUGCUGGAGGGCUUUUCACCAGCUGAGCUUCACUGAGGAGAAGACAAGAUGUUGAGGGAAAAAAUGACCGUUUUUGGCAAGAAGCUGAUCCGCCGGCGCAUGGUGGACCUGAGCUCCAAUGAUACCCAUUUUGCUCGCUGCCUCUCCACGCUGGACCUUGUAUCCCUGGGGGUGGGCAGCACACUAGGGGCUGGUGUGUAUGUGCUGGCCGGGGAGGUGGCCAAGGAGAUGGCUGGUCCCUCCAUCGUCCUCUCCUUCCUGGUGGCUGCUUUCUCAUCGGUACUGGCUGGACUCUGCUAUGCAGAGUUUGGGGCCCGUGUCCCCAAGGCCGGCUCUGCGUACCUCUACAGCUACGUUACUGUUGGCGAGAUCUGGGCUUUUAUAGCCGGGUGGAACCUCAUUCUCUCCUACGUGAUAGGUACGGCCAGUGUGGCUCGGGCCUGGAGUGCAACAUUUGACAACAUCAUCGGCAACCACAUCUCCACUUUCUUUGUCACCAACAUCCCAAUGCACAUGCCAGGAGUGUUGGCCGAGCAUCCGGACUUCUUUGCUUUGAUCCUGAUUUUGCUGCUUACUGUACUGCUGUCUUUUGGUGUCAGCGAAUCUGCCCUCGUGAACAAAAUCUUCACGGCAGUGAACCUGUUGGUGCUGGGCUUUGUCGUCAUUGCUGGAUUCAUCAAGGGAGACAUCAAGAACUGGCAGCUUUCAGAGGAGAGCCAUGGCAAUUUGUCACUGCCAGACACACCGGAUGGCAAGAAAAAAGCUUUUGGCUCUGGUGGGUUUUUCCCCUUUGGACUGGAAGGGAUGCUGACCGGCGCUGCCACCUGUUUCUAUGCCUUCGUGGGCUUUGACUGCAUUGCCACCACAGGGGAGGAAGCCAGGAACCCACAGCGCUCGAUUCCCAUUGGCAUCAUUGUGUCCCUCCUCAUCUGCUUUGUGGCUUAUUUCGGGGUCUCUGCGUCCCUGACCCUCAUGGUGCCCUACUUCCUCCUGAACAAGAGCAGCCCUCUGCCUGAGGCUUUCAAGGCGGUUGGUUGGGAGCCCGCCCGCUACGCUGUUGCCGUUGGCUCGCUCUGUGCCCUCUCCACCAGCUUGCUGGGCUCCAUGUUUCCCAUGCCCCGAGUGAUCCACGCCAUGGCAGAGGAUGGGCUGCUCUUCAAGUUCCUCUCCCGGAUCCACAGUGGCAGAAAGACCCCUCUGAUCGCCACCUUUGUCUCGGGGUUCUUCGCAGCGGUGUUUGCCCUCUUUCUGGACCUGAAGGACCUGGUGGACCUCAUGUCGAUCGGCACGCUGCUGGCCUACUCCCUGGUGGCGGUGUGCGUGCUCAUCCUCCGGUACCAGCCCAGACAGCCGAACUCCCCGAAGGCCGUGGAAAUGCUGGAGCUGAAUGGGAAUGAGGAGGAGAGAGUGAUCAUGAACCCAGCCAUCACUGCUGCCAGUGCCCAGCACAAAGAGACCGUGUCCCUGGCGACGCUCUUCAACCCGCCUGGGGACUCCCCCACUGUGCUCUCGGGGCGCAUUGUCUAUGUCUGUGUUGCGGUCAUUGCUGCACUGAUCACAGUCAUCUGCGUGGUCCUGACCCUCAAUAAGGAUGCGCUGAAGGAUGCCAAUGUGGGCUCUGUUGUGCUUCUGGUGCUGCUCCUCGUGGCUCUGCUCAUUUUCACCAUCAUCAUUUGGAGGCAGCCGCAGAGCAAUGCACGAUUAAACUUCAAAGUACCUUUCCUGCCGCUGGUGCCAAUCCUCAGCACCUUCAUUAACAUCCUGCUGAUGGUCCAGCUGGAUAAAGGCACCUGGGCGCGGUUUGCCGUCUGCAUGGUCGUGGGUUUCGUUAUUUACUUCGCCUAUGGGAUUUGGAACAGCGUGGAAGGGAAAAAUGCGGAAACAGCCCAUGCCACAGCAGAAAAACCUCUGCACCAUCCUGGACAGGACCUCAGCCCUGGGGCUGCUGCGGUCUGAGGGCCUGGAGACCAGAGCUUCAUGGACCUCUUCGCCCCUUUGGGACAAGAUCAUGAUCCAGACAGUACAUCCAUCCCCUCUCCUGCAGAGACUGAGUCCCUGAAGUACUAAGGUCUGAACAAAAGGUCCUGGGUCAAAGCUGACCUAGGAUGAAUGUCCCAACUGAAUGUUUGAUGUUUCCACUCGUUAACAAAGUAUCGUUAUAUGUACUCACUUAUUGGCAAAACAUGUUCACCUUUCUGUAUCUAGAAACAGCAUAAGGCUACA